Canis lupus familiaris (dog) is the source of this 2803-nucleotide messenger RNA. RefSeq names its product beta-galactosidase-1-like protein 2. Gene Ontology annotation, biological process: carbohydrate metabolic process. The record is from RefSeq and is a predicted model, not a curated record. The transcript has 22 exons. Lineage: Eukaryota; Metazoa; Chordata; Mammalia; Carnivora; Canidae. Gene Ontology annotation, molecular function: beta-galactosidase activity. The coding region runs from base 507 to 2414 and encodes 635 amino acids. Gene Ontology annotation, cellular component: vacuole.
GCUCCGCGGUCUCCAUCCCGGGGGCUCCGCGGUCUCCAUCCCCGGGGCUCCGCGGUCUCCAUCCCGGGGGCUCCGCGGUCUCCAUCCCCGGGGCUCCGCGGUCUCCAUCCCGUGGGGUCCGCGGUCUCUCUCCCGGGGGCUCCGCGGUCUCUAUCCCGGGGCCCCAUUGCGUCUGCAUCGGUUUCCCUGACUGCGGUUCCAACCUCUGCGCCAACCUCCACCCGGGGGAAGGCCCAGGACGCCGGCGGGAAAGCGGAAGCUCACGGAGGCCGCACAGGCCGCCCUGGUUCUGCGCACCUGGGGUCUGGGCUUUUGCUGCAGGAGGAAAGCGUCUGCCGCCGGUGCAGGUGGUGCAGAAGCCCGGGGACUGUGUGCAGAAGCCCGGGGACCACGUGCAGAAUCCUGCCAUCCAGGGAGGCCACCUCCACCCGCCAGGCCUCACUCAGCUCCCGCUGCCUCCUGGGCGUCGGCAGUGUCUGACUUGCGCUCUGUCCUCUCCGCCUAGCAUGCUGACCUUGUUGAGGCCAGUGGGCAUCCUGUACCUGUCUUCAGGAUUAUUGGUACUAGCUCAGUUUAGAGGACACUUUUCACCCAGGAUGAAUCAGAUUUUCCUGACUCCCUCCCGCAUGAUAAAUCGCGGUGUGGGUCUGAAAGUAGAAGGCUCGAGCUUCACGCUGGACGGCUCCCCCUUCCUGAUCAUAGCAGGCACCAUCCACUACUUCCGGGUGCCCAGGGAGUACUGGAGGGACCGCCUGCAGAAGCUGAAGGCCUGCGGCUUCAACACGGUCACCACGCAUAUUCCCUGGAAUCUUCAUGAACCAAGAAAAGGCUGGUUUUAUUUUACUGCAAACCUGGAUUUCGUGACCUUCGUAGCCAUGGCUUCGGAGGCAGGGCUGUGGGUCAUCCUGUGUCCCGGCCCCUAUGUUGGCGGUGACCUGGACCUUGGAGGUCUGCCCAGCUGGUUACUCCGGGAUCCAAAAAUGAAGCUGAGAACAACUUACAAGGGCUUCACUAAAGCAGUGAAUCACUAUUUUGAUAAGAUAAUUCCCAUGAUAGUACAACUCCAGUAUGCAAAGGGAGGCCCCAUCAUUGCUGUGCAGGUUGAGAAUGAAUAUGGUUCAUAUCAUCAGGAUAAAAGAUACCUGAAAUACAUUAAAAAGGCCCUGGUUACAAGAGGGAUUAAGGUGUUGCUUAUGACCGGAGAUGACGGAGAAGCGCUGACCAGAGGCCACUUGACUCAGGCACUCUCCACCGUUCACAUGAGACACAUAAAGAAAGAGACUUACGACACGCUCUUCUCACUCCAGGGUCGGAGCCCCAUACUGAUGAUGGUGUACACAGCAAGAUCUUUGGAUGGAUGGGGCACUGCCCCCCAUUUUGCAGAUUCACAUAUGUUAAAGAAAGAGGUACGUGAAAUGUUCAAUGCUAGUUUCUCCCUCAACUUCUAUAUGUUCCAUGGUGGCACCAACUUCGGCUUCAUGGGUGGAUCUGCAUCUUUGGAUAAUUACCUCCCUAUGAUCACGAGCUAUGACUACGGGGCACUGCUGACAGAGAACGGAGAAUAUACUCCUGAGUACUUCUCGUAUCAAGACUUUUUUAGCUUUUCUUUGGGAAUUCCCAAGCAUCCCCAACCAGAUUCUAUACCUAAGGCUACAUAUAAGUCAGUGAUAACACCAUACUACAUUUCCCUGUGGGAUGUCAUGCCCUACUUGGAGGAGCCCAUCAGCUCUGUCAAGCCGAUCUGCAUGGAAAAGCUGUCCGUGAACCAGGGGAGUGGUCAGUCCUCUGGAUACGUUCUUUAUGAGACUAUGAUCAUCUCUGGUGGCCUCCUUACCACAAAGGGUCAUCUUCAAGACCGAGGUCAGGUGUUUGUGGAUGACAUUUAUAUAGGAAUCCUGGACCAUUCCACUAAUCAUCUGACCAUUCCCACAAAAAUGGUCUACAAGAAUAACCCAACGCUGCGGAUCCUGGUGGAGAAUCAAGGCCGCCUUGCCUAUGGGCAGAACAUCAACAAGGAGAGAAAAGGUUUAAUUGGCGAUAUCUAUCUGAACAAUUCUCCUUUAAGAAAAUUUAAAAUCUACAGCCUGGAUAUGAAAACUAAAUUUCUACGAAGGGACCUUCCUAACAUCUGGAAACCAGUCGUAUUCAAACAUCAGGGCCCUGCCUUCUUCCUUGGUAUCCUGAGAAUGGGUAAUUACCCCAGAGACACUUUCAUAAAAAUGGAGGGCUGGACAAAAGGUGUAAUAUUCAUCAAUGGACAAAAUCUGGGACGCUACUGGAAUAUAGGUCCCCAGGAGACCCUCUACCUUCCAGGACCCUGGCUUCGUCCUGGAUCAAAUGAAAUUAUUGUGUUUGAGGAAUUUAAGCCCGGCCUGCAGAUCCACUUCACAAAUAUGUCUCAUCUAGGAUAUUGACUCUUGAGUGGUGUGACAUAACGUAGGAAAUGGAUUGCGAUGAGUCACUUCAACGGUGGGGCUGUGAGCAACCCACCCGUCCUGACACCUCCGUUGCUGCGACUACCUUGGCUUCUCCACUCUCCCAAUCCCUGCUUUGGGCUGACCACCCACUUCCUAAGUUGCCAGUAUAUUCCUCUUUGGGCCUGGGUCAGCUAACUUUUUCUGAUGCUCCUAAUGAAAUCAGCCUACUCCGUGCAUGCCCUUUGUCCUGUUGCUACAAUAAAGGCUGCUUGACCACCAAAUAAAAUGCUGAAAAACUGAGAUACUCAAUACUUGACCCCACGAGUGUAAAUUUGAAGCAAAAGUGAUCUUUCAAAGAUAUCAAAUAAAAUGUAAAUGUUAAUGCA